GUGGGUAUGUAUGGCCGUAGCGCUGUUUUCAAGGAGGCCCGCGAAGUGAAAUUCCCAGAAGUUUGCACUAAUUGGGAUUCUUAUAAAGGGCGUUACAUGCAUGCUUGUUUUGUUAAGUAACUUUAGUUUAUGGGACAUUCAUCGCACACUCUGAGCAGAAAAUAAUUUUUUUUUUUAAUUUAUAAAAAUAUAACAUAUUCAUGUUUUGUCUUCAUUCAGUUUUCGAAUUCUGUGGUUUCAUAGAGUGCUCAUCUGCACUUCUGCACAUUCUUUCUUUGCAUAAGGCAUUUUAAGAAAUUUUAAGUUUUGUUGUACAUUUUUUUAGCGUCUUAACUCGUCUUUGAUCGAUUGUCUUUUUUAGAAAGUUAAAAAUUUUUUUUUGUAAAUUAUUUUUUUUUUAUGCAUUUGGUGCGUACGACGUGGAGAAGCAGCGAAUGAGAGCGCAUCAAGGUGCGCAGCCUGGGUGGACAACAUCCACAGGGGAAUUAUAAUACAGCCAUAGGCCUAUUUGCAGUGGCUUAGGAAUCUGUGUAAGGGGGCGAUCUGCUUAAGCGGCUUUUUUUUAUAGGGACUUUAUUUUCGGUCCACCGGACAAUCUUAAAAACCAAGCUGGGUUAAGUUGAAUUAUGCAUGUUGUAUGGUAUUCGUUUGAUAUGGGUGGUGAGAAAUCAAGGACUGCUCCAGGCUUCACAAAUUCUAGCUAUACAUUUCCAUGCAAUUUAAUCAGUAAUUCUUAAUAUCUAAUUCAUUUAAUGACUCGGUUUGGAAAAUAAAUAAAAACAAAAAACAGAAAAAAAAAACAAAAAAAACAAAAACAACAAAUGCAUACAAAAUUGAAAUUUACGCAUCCCAUUUCUGCCGUCUCGGGUGCUACAUUUCGGCUAAGAGUUAUUAUUUUUUAAAAUUUAAUUCUGGUUUUAAUGUUGUUUGUUCGCCUGAUGAAGGCAUCCUGCCGACACGUUGCUUGUUUUGUUGCGUUCCUUUUUUUUCAGGUUUUCCCAGAUAUUCUGUUACACUCAUUACCUUUUUUUUUUUUUCGAACUUGAUUGCAGUGUCUCCUCCUUAUGGCCACUAAAUCUAUUGCCCUAAAAUUCUAGGAUACCGCAGUUAUGUUGAGAUUUUAAAUAUCGAUUCCUUAACGUAAGUAAAACUAGUUUCUAGAAGGCAUCCUGCCGACACGUUGCUUGUUUUGUUGCGUUCCUUUUUUUUCAGGUUUUCCCAGAUAUUCUGUUACACUCAUUACCUUUUUUUUUUUUCGAACUUGAUUGCAGUGUCUCCUCCUUAUGGCCACUAAAUCUAGUGCCCUAAAAUUCUAGGAUACCGCAGUUAUGUUGAGAUUUUAAAUAUCGAUUCCAUAACGUAAGUAAAACUAGUUUCUCAAUACGAUAUCAUUUGUAGGUCCUCAAGAUAACCAUGACAAUUCAAGAGACUAAUUCUAGCCCCUACCGAAUGCUCGGACUACUUCUAAUUCUACUGGCUACGGGUAAGAAACUUUUAACAAUCAGUACGGUUUUCAUGAGAAAUUUAAGAUUUCCAGAAAUUUUCAAAAUGGAAAGAAUUGAGGGCUGGGGAAAGAGAUUCCUUUUCAUUUAUAUAUAAUUAUAUAUAUAUAUAUACAUAUACAUAUAUUUAUAUAUUUAUUUAUAUAUUUAUUUAUAUAUUUAUAUAUAUAAACUUAUAAAUAUUUAUUUAUUUUUGUGUGUUAAAUCUCGGAAUGAAAACUGGGAAACACAUUGUACAGCUGUGAUAGGAGUGUAACGUUGUGAAAUGCCUGGUACGUUUGUUAAAAAGGUGGUACGGUUGUUGUGUAUUGUGGUGUACGGCUGUGAAAGGCGUGGUACGGCUUGGGCAAAGGAGUGGUACGGUUGUGCCUCUGUUGACUUUGUGCAACGGCUUGAGCCCAUUCGUCCCUAAAAGUAGGCCAACUCCUCACGCAAAUAUGCCGCUUUCACCGCCAGGCCAACAACCAGGAAGACGACAGAAUUCCGAGAAAGCUUCUUCCCCUGUGAUUGUAUCAGCCAGUGGUCGCAUCAUCUCCACCCACGCGUUGUUUACAUUGUUCCCCUUGACUCCUUAAGACUGAAGGAUGGGGUUUUCUUAUGCAUGAUAUUAACACCCACUUGAACACAGGGGGGCCUGGGCUGUUCUUGUUCAGUGGGAUCAAUGCUACGUUUGAUAAGAGAAAUAGACUUUAAUUUUGGGUCGGGGCUGGGAUGAUGGGUGAGAUUUCAAGUGGGCAGUGGUUCUCAACCUUCCUAAUGCGAAUGCUCUUUAAUACAGUUCGUCAGGUUGUGGUGACCCCCCUCCCCCGACCAUAAAAUUAUUUCCGUUGCCACGUCAUAAAUAUGUCCUUUCCGAUGAACUUAGGAAACCCCUGUGUAAGAAUCCUUUGACACCGAGAGAGGUCACAACCCACAGGAUGAUAUCCGCUGCACUUGGGGGGUUAUCAUUUCCUAAUGCUUUGCUUACCCCGAUUACAUUGGAAUCCAUCUUUCCGUAUCACUUGAUUUCGGGAUUUCUAUCAAUUUAAUUUUUUUUAAAUUUAAAAUUAAAUUAAACUAUAAAGAAAACUUGAUUUUUGUUUGUUGUCCUCAUUUUUAUUUACUAUUAAUUAAUGAAUAAAAUGAAGCUGUUGAGGUCAGUUGAGAGGUUGGUCACUUGCUGCUAGUUACUUCACUUCACAUUCUUUACAUGUUAAGGUAAGUUGAGAGGUUGGUCACUAGCUGCUAGUUACUUCACUUCACAUUCUUUACAUGUUAAGGUCAGUUGAGAGGUUGGUCACUAGCUGCUAGUUACUUCACUUCACAUUCUUUACAUGUUAAGGUAGGUUGAGAGUUUGGUCACUAGCUGCUAGUUACUUCACUUCACAUUCUUUACAUGUUAAGGUAAGUUGAGAGGUUGGUCACUAGCUGCUCGUUACUUCACGUCACAUUCUUUACAUGUUAAGGUCAGUUGAGAGGUUGGUCACUUGCUGGUAGUUACUUUAAGUUGAGAGGUUGGUCACUUGCUGCUAGUUACUUCACUUCACAUUCUUUACAUGUUAAGUUCAGUUGAGAGGUUGGUCACUAGCUGCUAGUUACUUCACUUCACAUUUUUUACCCGUGCUAAUGGAUAACUAGCUAAUAAUAUUUUUUUAAUGCAAAAAAUUAAUAAAACUGUCUGCAGAAGAAAGAAGACAAACGCCAACACUUAGAACGUUAUGCAUUAUAUGUAGAUUGCCAACUCUAGUAUUUCAUCCGUCAUUAAAUAGUUAGUCUACAUGCAAAUGUUUCUAACUACUUGUAACAAAAUGUUCGUUUCGAAUAAAAAAACAACAAAAAAAAAAAAACAACAACAAGAACUAUUAGGAAUGUUAAUAGAUGUAUCUCUGUAACGUAAAUGUCUGACUAUGUUGAUUAUUUUUUAAAUCCAUUUCGUUUAAAACUACACAAUAAAAAGUUAGUUUGACACAUGAACAUCUUGUGAUAGUUCAGUUACAAGAGCAAAAAGUGUCCAGCCCAUGGGAGCUGACCUCACCUGGGAUUGCAAAGGGGGGGGGGGGCUUAUGUAUCUGGAGGGGGGGGGGAGGUCACCAUCUGAGACUAUAGACUUUCAGAGGUAGUGUUUUUUUUUAAUUAUUAAAAUGUUUUCUUAUCCAGGUAUUUACCCUACUCAAAAGCUCUUUCUACCAAAGUUAGUUUGACACAUGAACAUCUUGUGAUAGUUCAGUUACAAGAGCAAAAAUUGUCCAGCCCAUGGGAGCUGACCUCACCUGGGAUUGCAAAGGGGGGGGGGGCUUAUGUAUCUGGAGUGGGAGGGGAGGUCACCAUCUGAGACUAUAGACUUUCAGAGGUAGUGUUUUUUUUUAAUUAUUAAAAUGUUUUCUUAUCCAGGUAUUUACCCUACUCAAAAGCUCUUUCUACCAAAAUAUCGCGGUCACUUUGCUUCUAUUGAAUGUAGUUCGUGACUUUAACACGCAUGAGAACUUGCGUACAACAGUUACGGAGCGAAGUUAACCAGAUUUUUGAAGUUCUUUGCUCAUAGCUACAAUUUUUGUUAAUCUGUGACAAUUUGUGGCAAUCUGUGACAAUUUAUGACAAUCUGUAACAAUAUGUGAAAUCUGUCAAUUGCAAAAAUGUAAAAAAAAAUAACAAUGAUAAUACAUUAAAAAAAAAAAGUAUACUAAAAGUGUGCAGACGGGAAUCUCCCGGGAUGAAAAAUUCCCUGGAAGUCAUUUGUUUAGUUAAAAAUCCCACAUGUUUUUGCCAGUACAUGAGCCAUUCUAAAUUUUGCCCAGCUAUGUUCACUGACUUGUUCAUUCACUGACUUCUCGAUUCAUUCCUUUUGGUGUUUCUCUUCUGUAUUCCUUCAGCCCUUUCUUCUUUGAAUCAUUUGUUCCCCGACUGGGUUUUCUGCCGUUAAUUUGCUGUAUUACUUGAUGUUGUUGUUGUCCUUUGAAAUAAGGGAUGCGCCAUCUCUAUGCCUUCAGUUAACCGGGCAGUCACAAGCCCUCUCCAAGCUACAGAGGCCCGUUCUGAGAAGAGAGGCCUUAUAGAAAUGGCUAAAAUAAUCGAAUACUACACAAAGAGGUCGGCUUUUGACUACAACGGCUACGGGUGUUACUGCGGUCUUGGUGGUUCAGGCGUACCUGUCGAUGCUGUGGAUAGGUAAGUAUUGUUGGAUAGGUAAGUAUUUUUAAAAUUAUUUUAAUAAUUCGUUCGCCCCCCCCCCCCCCGCUUCGAUUUAAUGGUGGGGCAUUUUGCGUAGUCCUGUUUAAGUUUUUUUAUUUCUAGCCAUUAUUUCUGACUUAAUGUUAUUUACUUCAGUGGUUCCCGGGCACCUCGUGUAGAAGAGUGAAUAGAUUUGAUUAAUAAUUUGAAAAUGUGUGUCUUUAGCCCCUCGUCCCGGGUACCUUUUUGCAUAUUUAAGUAAAGGGUAAUAGUUUCGGUCCACAGCAGCAGGGAUAAAAGGUAAUGAGUAGACUAUAGGGCGCGGCGCAUAAUGUUAUUUUCCAAUGAAUUGUUUCUCAGGUCUUCUCUAAAACAUAUAUAUUCUACAUCACCUUUUUUAUGUUAAUUCAACUCAGCACAAAAAAAUAUAGUGGAGAAAAAAAACGGAAACAUUUUUUAGGUUAAAACAAAGAUGAGGAAAUAUCUAGCGCGGUAAUUCUAAAAUGGCGUCAUUGGACAGGAUGACAAGAUAGUAUGGUUUUCCCCGCUGAUUUUGAACAAAUCAUUUAUGAAUGAAGUAGCUUUUAAAAAAAAAUGAAAAAAAUUACUAAAGUUGGCCAUAGACCUAAACUGCCGCCACAUCAAAUAUAUAUAUAAAAAAAAGAAAAGAUUCGUUCCUUGCAACCCUCUCUCGCUCGAAGCUGAGGUCACGAGUCAUCCGUGUGACUGGCUUUUGAGUUCUCUAAAAAAUGUCCCCGUGUUUCUAAUACCUGUACAUUUUAUAGUUUGAGUUUUUAUUUAUUCAAACUGCACGGCAAGGUGCUGCAAGGGGCAUGACGACUGCUACAGCGGGACGAGCUGUUGGGUGACUCACCUGUCGUGGUCCACAUCGAGAUGCACCGGUGGGAGCUGUGUGUGCCUAGGUGAGUCUUGACGGACUGUGUGUGCCUAAGGUGAGUCUUGACGGGUGUUAGAAAUGCAUUUUUAAACGCUUGCCGUAAAAUUACCCGUGCACAUAUGUUUACAAAAUGAAAAAAACAAAAAAAAAACAAAAAAACAGGCCGAAUUAGCGUAAGGGUGAGAUGGAUUCGACCAAAGGAUACCUGCGGAUAUGACUCUUGGCAAAUAUGUCACCUGUGAGAUGGAACUCUGCUAUUAAUCACCCCGCUUUUUAGUGUUUUGCGCCAUCCCAUGUCAUUGACCUCGCAUGUUGCUUUAAAUCAGGGUUCAACUAAAGUUUAGUUUCAAGAAAAAUGUUUAUGUCAGUUGGUGGUAGUUGUUUGGUUUUGAUUGUUUCUCUGGUUGGUGGAUUGGCCAGUUGUUUGGUUAGGGCACAUGCAUGUAGUCAAGUGUUCAACAUACUUGCAUGCUAUGACUUUAAAAUAAGAUGCGGUGUUAACACUAAACGACAAACGGAUUGUUAAAAAAAAGCCAACGAAGUUCGUUAGUUUGAGGGUAGGUAGAUGGUAAGAGGAGGAUAAGGCGAGUGGGAGAGAUGCAUGCUGGUUUCGUAUGCCUUUAAGAUAGCAGUGGAGGCAUUUGGUGACCAGGGAGAAAUCUGGGCGAGACGCGCAUACAUUAUACACCAAUGUUACGGGUAGAUCAAUUGAAUUCAGCGUUUAUCUCCAAAAUGAAGUCACAAAGCUCGUUCCAUUUAGUGAUCUUGCAUACCUGUAGAUAUAUUUCAUGUUCAUAAGUCAUAAUUUGUUUGAUUACCAAUAGAAAUGUUUACAAAAAUUAAGUAUGAAUUUUAUCGAAAUAAAACUAAAAUGCAUGAAAUAAAAUAAAAUAUUGAUGAAUGUAAUGAUGGACUAGCACAACAUGACCUGCUCUUUUGACAAUGUAUCUCUUGACCAAUAUACAAUUAAUUGACCUUUACGUUUGCCAUUUGACACGUUUAUCGUGACGUAACCUGUAUAUUUGACAAUUUCAUCUGUUUACCAAAGUAAAAUCCAUUUCAGACAAAGUCAACUCGUGUGGAUACCAAGCCUGUCAGUGUGACGUCACACUUGGUCGGUGUCUGGCUAGUGCCCCGUACAUCAAAUCCAAUAUUCCGACGUGCAAAAAAGGUUGACCAUAUCCUCAUCAACACCCCUGUAAAUGACAGGUUGUUAAGACCACUACGGACACGCCAAAUGAAUGAAUCACUUUCAUAAAAUCUCUUCACAUUAGGGAUGAGGAGAACGUAUUUUUUCUACAUAAAAUCUUAAGAAAGCUGUUUAGAGCUAAAUGAGUGGACGAGAGCUGUUUGUUUAUAAAGUAACAUUUUAAAUUGUAUAUAUUAAUGUCGAGUUGCCUUGCUAAACAUAAAACUAUUGAUCAGACCUGACUUUUCAGAAUGCAAACACUGUUUGUGUGUGACGUGGUGUAGCCAGAGCCUUCAAGAAAGAUACAAAGUUUGUGGGGUUUUUAUAAAAUAAACUUCCAUGUCAAUACGGAUAUUGUCAUAGAAAUAGUGUACCAAAAAUAAUGUACAAUGCGUUUAAAUCAUUUAUGUAUAUAAUCUCUUGUGUGUAUAUAUAUAAAUA
Messenger RNA from Lymnaea stagnalis (great pond snail), 7177 nucleotides. NCBI's taxonomy places the organism in Eukaryota, Metazoa, Mollusca, Gastropoda, Lymnaeidae. The record is from the annotation of a GenBank genome assembly.